Messenger RNA from Hipposideros armiger (great roundleaf bat), 706 nucleotides. RefSeq names its product NADH:ubiquinone oxidoreductase subunit A11 (gene NDUFA11). The record is from RefSeq and is a predicted model, not a curated record. Gene Ontology annotation, biological process: mitochondrial electron transport, NADH to ubiquinone. Gene Ontology annotation, cellular component: mitochondrial inner membrane; respiratory chain complex I. The coding region runs from base 233 to 637 and encodes 134 amino acids. The transcript has 6 exons. NCBI's taxonomy places the organism in Eukaryota, Metazoa, Chordata, Mammalia, Chiroptera, Hipposideridae.
GCGGACGCUUCUUCACCGGUACUGGGACAUCCCCGAGGGCACUGAGUGUCACCGCAAGGCGUACGCCAGCACCAGUAUCAGUGGGGCCGUUGGGGGAUCCUAAGACCCUCGUUACUGGCCCAGCUCCACAGAUCAAGACUCACCAGAUCCCAGGCAGGGCUGAAAACCCUCUCUGAUUAAUUCUUUAUAAAGCCUCUCCAAGGUCAAGUGGAGAUACUCGAGUUCGUCUAUCAUGGGAUUGGGAGAACUAAGAUCUAGAGAGUCCUCAGACUGGUGCCUUGUACAUGGGAGUCUUCUUUUGUUUUGGGGCCUGAUCACCUCUGCCUACAGCAUUGCACUCAACCCCCCCGGCUCCUUCUUGGAAGGAGUGGCCAGGACGGGACGGUACACAUUUACUGCAGCUGCUGUCGGUGCCAUAUUUGGCAUCACCUCCUGCGUCAGUGCCCAGGUCCGAGAGAAGCCUGAUGACCCCCUGAACUACUUCAUCGGAGGGUGCGCUGGAGGCCUGACCCUGGGAGCACGAACUCACAGCUACAGGAUCGGAGCUGCCGCCUGCGCGUACAUGGGCACGAUGGCCGCCCUGGUCAAGAUGGGCCAGCUGGAGGGCUGGAAGGUGUUCGCAGAACCCAAGGUGUGAGCCCCACUGCCUCCCGUAGCCUUGGGCAGGUGGAAAUGCGCCUAAAAAUAAAUUCUGUGUAUAUUUUUG